Ornithorhynchus anatinus (platypus) is the source of this 954-nucleotide messenger RNA. Its product is annotated as vomeronasal 1 receptor ornAnaV1R3127. Lineage: Eukaryota; Metazoa; Chordata; Mammalia; Monotremata; Ornithorhynchidae. Gene Ontology annotation, biological process: G protein-coupled receptor signaling pathway. Bases 1 to 954 code for a protein of 317 amino acids. The record is from RefSeq and is marked inferred. Gene Ontology annotation, cellular component: membrane. The transcript has a single exon. Gene Ontology annotation, molecular function: pheromone receptor activity.
AUGCUUUCAAAUGAUCUCCUCUGGGGGGUUUUAUUCCUCUGUCAGACUGGUGUCGGAAUCCUGGGGAACUCGGCCUUGCUCGGGAUCUACGUCAACAUCUUGCUGUAUCAAUCCCAACAGAAGAAGCCCACAGACCUGAUCAUCACCCUCCUAACCGUGGCUAAUACGAUAGUGCUUUUGACCCGUGGGGUCCCAAUGGCGAUGGCAUCUUUUGGCAUGAGGGACAUUGUGGAUGAGGUUGGAUGCAUAGCGUUAUUUUUUGUUAACCGAGUGUCCCGUGGCCUUUCUAUCUGUAUCACAUGUCUCCUGAGCAUGUUCCAGGCCAUCACCAUCAGCCCCAGCACCUCCCGCUGGGGUCAGCUCAAACCCAGAGCCCCCAGCUACAUCAUCCCUUCCCUCAUCUUCUUCUGCAUCCUCAACUUCUUGAUCUAUUUAGGAAGUAUCUUAAACAGUCAGUUCUCCAGAAAUGUCAGUGACUCAAAAUAUACUUUUAUUUCAAAAAGCUGUUCUAUCUUACCGAGGGGUACUGGUGUACUUAUCAUUGUGUGUUUAAAUGCCAUGACUCUCCGAGAUCUCCUCUUUAUAGGUCUCAUGAGCUGGGCCAGUGGCCACAUGGUGAUUGUGCUCUACCGACACCAUAAGCAAGUUCAGCACAUCCGCAGCACCAGCCUCUCCCCAAAAUCUUCUGCGGAGACCAGAGCCGCCCACAGCAUUCUGCUCCUGGUCACCUGCUUCGUUACCUUUUAUUGGAUUAACUGUAGCACCACUGUCUCGUUAAGUGUGCAAACAGAUUACAGUGCUGUGAUUCAUAACUCUACAUCCUUUGUGUCUGCAUGUUAUCCUUUGCUCUGCCCUUUGCUGCUGAUCAGCACAGAUGCCCGGGUACCUAUUGCCAGGUAUAUCCUCCGGAAGCUGAGAGGCUCCUCUGCCAGGAGUGCACAUGUUUCCCCCUAA